This is a messenger RNA of Ctenopharyngodon idella (grass carp), 1784 nucleotides long. It is a transcript of the gene rrh, whose product is annotated as retinal pigment epithelium-derived rhodopsin homolog. Gene Ontology annotation, cellular component: membrane; photoreceptor outer segment. Gene Ontology annotation, molecular function: G protein-coupled receptor activity. Gene Ontology annotation, biological process: visual perception; G protein-coupled receptor signaling pathway. The coding region runs from base 517 to 1536 and encodes 339 amino acids. The record is from RefSeq and is a predicted model, not a curated record. NCBI's taxonomy places the organism in Eukaryota, Metazoa, Chordata, Actinopteri, Cypriniformes, Xenocyprididae. The transcript is spliced from 7 exons.
AAGGUGAUCUAAUAACAUUCUUGAAAUAACAAUAAUACUGAUAGAUACUGCAGAUGUGUUUUACUUGUCUGCAAAAACUAUUUUUAACACUGGUCAGCUAAAUGUUUAAACUAUUGAAUUAUGCUUAUCAGUAUAUUACUGCCCUUUUGUUGUUUUUAAUGGUGAAAUAUGCUAAUGACUUGUACUCCACAUUCCAAUAAAGCUUUUCUAUUGCAUAGAAUGAGAAGCUUUCAUGUGCGGAUUAGCACUGAAACAACGGUUUCUUCAGUCCUCACAAACCAAGCAGAAAACAUAAUUAGAGAACAUAAUCCAGGCCGAUGCUUUUCCAGCCCUUCAUUCCCUCAGUCACCCCGUAACCUUCUACAGCCCCUAAACGCACACACAGUUUUAUGAUCUCUUUCUAGGACGGGGGAGUCUGGACUUCAGAUUUUUUUCAAGCUGCAUGAUUUUGUUUGAACAGAUGUGAAUGUUAGACAGAACUGAAGCCUGAGUGGUGUAUAUACAGUUUAUAUAAUCAUGUGUGACGAAGAGAUGACAGCUGGAUUUCUGAACGCUUCUGCUGAGAAUGUAUAUGAUGAAAAGAGCGCUUUCUCACAGACAGAACACAAUAUUGUGGCUGCAUACCUCAUCACAGCAGGAGUGGUCAGUCUGUCUAGUAACAUUGUGGUGCUGCUGAUGUUUGUCAAGUUCAGAGAGUUACGCACUGGCACAAAUGCUAUCAUCAUUAAUCUGGCUUUCACUGACAUUGGCGUAGCCGGUAUUGGUUACCCCAUGUCAGCAGCCUCAGACCUGCACGGGAGCUGGAAAUUUGGAUACAUGGGCUGCCAGAUCUAUGCUGCCCUGAAUAUAUUCUUCGGAAUGGCCAGUAUUGGGCUGCUCACUGUGGUUGCCAUUGACCGAUACCUUACCAUAUGUCGACCUGACGUAGGACAGAAGCUGUCAACAUUGUCAUACACACUUCUAAUUGUGGCCGCUUGGCUGAAUGCUGUGUUUUGGUCAGCCAUGCCCAUCAUUGGUUGGGCAGGAUAUGCCCCUGACCCCACAGGAGCCACCUGCACCAUCAACUGGAGAAACAAUGAUGCAUCUUUUGUGUCCUACACAAUGACUGUGAUCACUGUCAACUUCAUCAUUCCACUGUCAGUCAUGUUCUACUGCUACUACAACGUCUCGGUUACUGUGAAGAGGUUCAAAGUUAGUAACUGCCUAGACAGCAUCGACAUGGAUUGGUCUGAUCAGAUGGAUGUCACUAAGAUGUCCAUUAUAAUGAUAGUGAUGUUCCUGGCUGCCUGGUCUCCAUAUUCGAUUGUGUGUUUGUGGGCAUCGUUUGGUGACCCCAAAAAGAUUCCAGCACCAAUGGCCAUAAUUGCCCCACUCUUCGCCAAGUCCUCCACCUUUUACAAUCCUUGCAUCUAUGUCAUCGCCAACAAAAAGUUCAGGAGAGCCAUCACUGGAAUGUUACGAUGUCAAACACGACAGCGAAUGAAUAUAAGCAACCAGCUUCCAAUGACAGCGUCUUCUGUGCCACUCAACCCUUAAAUCAAGAGCGAAUCACAUAUUUAAACAUUCAUAAAACAUCAGCGCUGGACGCUUUCUGUCUGCUCCACUGUUUUAACACCACUAGGGCAUGAUUACUUUAUGGAUGUAAAGUGUUCUUGAACAACUGGCAUUGACUUCCUUUAACCUUGCUAUUCAGUAUCUAAUCUGAUGCUUGUUACGUUGUUAUGUCUACUGCAAAUCUUGUGAAAUUGUUGUUCUUGAUACUGUAUGUACUCAAAAUGUUUUAA